AAAAAUUUCCCUAAAAAACAUUCAUACUUCUUACUCACAAAAAAAAAAAUCUGAAUAUUUUCCAAAUUCGCGAACCGCCGUAUCUGAGAUCACUUCUUCUAUUUUGGGUUUUUUUUUCCUUAAUCAGAAAAUUGCUUCAGACUAUUAUUUAUUGUUUUUGUGGUUCAAUGGAGGAGCAAUCGAGUAUGGCUUCACUGUGACUAUUGGUUUUGUUGAAUGGGGAUAUGAAAUGAAAUGAAAGCCCAAAGCUUCAAAAUGUUCCACUCUGUAUUAUUGACCUAGUGGUGAAGAGAGGAGCGUGGAUUUUUGCUUUUUGGUCAUGACGAAGCGCGUGUACGAAGCCUGGAAAGGAAGUAAUAAAUUCCUUCUUAGUGGAAGGUUGAUAUUUGGGCCAGAUGCAAGGUCAUUGCUUGUCACUUUAAUGCUGAUUCUAGCUCCAGUUAUCAUCUUUUGCGUAUUUGUUGGGAGACAUCUUCGACAUGAAUUUUCAUCCCUUAAUUCAGGAUAUGCAAUUCUGGUGGUGGCAAUUAUCUUUACAAUCUACGUGUUGGUGCUUCUUUUUCUUACUUCAGCCCGGGACCCGGGAAUCAUUCCACGUAAUUCACACCCUCCGGAGGAAGAUUUCCGUUAUGACAAUUCUGUGUCAAAUGAGAUCGGGGGUAGACAGACUCCUAGUCUUCAGUUCCCUCGGACAAAAGAUGUAAUGGUCAAUGGCCUUCCUGUGAGGGUGAAAUAUUGUGAGACAUGUAUGCUAUAUCGUCCUCCUCGUUGCUCCCAUUGUUCCAUUUGCAACAAUUGUGUGGAGCGUUUUGACCAUCAUUGCCCUUGGGUGGGACAAUGCAUUGGAUUGCGAAACUACCGGUACUUCUUCCUGUUUGUUUCUUCUUCAACUCUUCUUUGCAUCUUUGUGUUUUCCUUAUCAGCUUUGUACAUCAAGGUUCUGAUGGAUGAUCAUAAGAGCACAGUUUGGAAGGCAAUGAAAGAAUCUCCUGCAUCUGUGAUAUUAAUGGCUUACUGUUUCAUCUCACUUUGGUUUGUUGGUGGAUUAACUGGUUUCCACUUGUACCUUAUAGGUACAAACCAGACAACAUAUGAAAAUUUCCGAUACAGAGCAGACAACAGGAUCAAUGUCUACAAUCGGGGAUGUCUGAACAAUUUUCUUGAAGUAUUUUUCACGAAAGAAAAACCCUCAAGGAACAAUUUCCGUGCUUUUGUACAAGAGGAGGUACAAAAGCCCAUGACUUUGCCCUCUCCACGGGAAGCAAAUAUAGAUGAUUUGGCUGGAGAUCCACGUUCCAAGGUGGAAGAUGAUUUAGAGAUUGGUGAUGAUCUAUUGAAAAUCUCACAACGUCGAAAUUUUGAAGAAAUGGAUGAGGACAUACGUAGUAGAGGACUUGAUGAGGACAUGCGUAGUAGAGGAGGAUAUGAUGAUGACAUACGUAAUAGAGGAUUUGAUGAUGACGUACGUAGCAGAGGACUUGAUGAUGACAUACGUAAUAGACUUGAUGAUGACAUGAGAAGUAGACUUGAUGAUGACAUGCGUAUUAGAAUUGAUGAGGACAUGCGUAGUAGAGGACAUGAUGAUGACAUUCGUAGUAGAGGUAGCAACGGACCUCCGCUCAACACCUCGGAGGCUGAUUCUGUUAUGAGUUCUGACCACCGUGCUACCACUAUACGAUCAGAAACUCGACACUCGAGUUGGGGAAGGAGAAGUGGAAGCUGGGAAAUUGCACCAGAUGUUGUUGCUAAUUCCAAUGUCACCGAGAGCAGAAGUUAUGUCACUCCGAAGGAUGCAAGACUAUGAUUGGCGGACUGUACAUUUGAUCUUAGCAUGACAAUCCAUGUGGGUAAUCUGUGAUUAUUUGGUAGCCCCUAACCUGAAUAUGGGAAAAGUAAAAAUUGCCAUUGACCGGAAAAAAAAAUAGACUUACAAUUGCACCAGGUGGGGUUCUGAUGUAUUUUCCUCUUAGGUAUGAAAUUGAAAACCAACUUACUGUUCCUUCUUUUUUGUGGGAAAAUGCUUUGCUCUUAUAUGUUUCUUCUGCUGAUGAAUAGAAUGUGUGUUUGUAAUUUUUUGGAAGGUAAGGGGAUAGUGUCUUUUGCCAAAAUUUUCCUCUCUUUUGGGUAUUGUAAGAGUUUGCUACUGUGAAAUUGGAAAUAUUGUGAUGGCUUUAUUCUUUUUGUGUAA
This is a messenger RNA of Humulus lupulus (European hop), 2188 nucleotides long. RefSeq names its product protein S-acyltransferase 8. The coding region runs from base 320 to 1804 and encodes 494 amino acids. Gene Ontology annotation, molecular function: protein-cysteine S-palmitoyltransferase activity. Gene Ontology annotation, biological process: protein targeting to membrane; peptidyl-L-cysteine S-palmitoylation. Lineage: Eukaryota; Viridiplantae; Streptophyta; Magnoliopsida; Rosales; Cannabaceae. The transcript has 5 exons. Gene Ontology annotation, cellular component: endoplasmic reticulum; Golgi apparatus. The record is from RefSeq and is a predicted model, not a curated record.